AUUUUGGAACAAAGCGCCGCGCAAUUCCAGACAGACAAACAGUUUGCUGCCCCCUUGGUGCAGGCUGUUUCUUCCUCAAAGGUGCGCUUGCUGCUGAGCUGUAGCGGCCAGAAAAGCGGAGGAACAGCAAAUGGAGUGAGGCCUUACAUGCCUUUGGGCGACCUGCGCACCCAACUGCUAUAUCCAUCAGAAGGCACCUUGGGACACUUGCCAGAUGAAGAGCUUCGGGAGAUACUUUCUCGCUUUGGCCUUGGAGAGCUUCCCGAUCGCUUCGAAGGCGGUUUCGAGGCGGUGCAGGAUUGGUCGCGGGUACUCUCCCUUGGCGAGCAGCAAAGAUUGGCAGCUGCGCGGUGUCUCACCACGCGUCCGCGCCUGGUGGUGCUAGACGAGGCCACCAGUGCGCUGCCGCUGCCUGCAGAGCGCUUGGUUUACGAGCAGUUUGCAGCUGACGAGCGCAUCGAAGGUUAUGUUUCUGUUGGACAUCGUGUCAGCUUGAGUCAGUACCAUGACGU
Molecule: messenger RNA, 512 nt
Organism: Durusdinium trenchii
Lineage: Eukaryota; Dinophyceae; Suessiales; Symbiodiniaceae
Source: the annotation of a GenBank genome assembly